This is a messenger RNA of Oppiella nova, 3396 nucleotides long. The record is from the annotation of a GenBank genome assembly. NCBI's taxonomy places the organism in Eukaryota, Metazoa, Arthropoda, Arachnida, Sarcoptiformes, Oppiidae.
GUGAGUGCGCCAGCGUUUGGCAUACCUGUCACUCCCGUCCCCAGUCUGACCACAGAUGUGAUAAAAGCGGUGCCAAAACCACCGGAACCUAAACCACAAACGCCUGCAUCGAAUCAACAACCGGUACAUCAGUCGACACUACCGGCACCUGAAUACAAGUCGCAUCACGCGAGCGGUGGACAGUCAGCCACCGGUGCCAAGAGUCCGACGGCCGAGGAGACCGCUGCCGCCACUCACGAGCUAUAUAUGACUGCCAUUAAGGAGCAGAUCAUUGAGUUUAAGAAACUGAUGGCCGAGACGUCGAAAAAGUUUUCCCAAAUAAAAGUAAAAAUUGGCGAAAAAGAGGAACAAAUGAGACUCAGAAGCGAUACCCGGCUUAUAGAGGAUGUGCUCAAAGAGAUCAAAGAGAACUUCCGGAGCACCGGGAGAGACACGUCGACACUACAGUCGUCGCUCAUCGAGUCGUUCUCGCUCUUGGAGGAGGCGAAGAGUAUUAUGAAUCGCAACGUCGACCCCAACUAUAGGCAUCUCCUGAGACAGAGGGCGCUCGACCCCAUCACCAGCCGACGCAUGCAAGACAUACUGGCGCUCAACGCCUACAUUGAAACUCAGUUGAGGGAAUUGGACGCGAAGUUUGAACAGGAAUGGUAUGAGUUUUUGGAUAAGCGGAAGGCAUUGAAAGGUAAACCGCCGGCGCGACUACAGGGGAACUCCGGGUUGGAUCUCAUAUACAAGACUUUGGCGAACAAUCAGCGGGCGAUCUCUGCUCUAAAAAUACACGUCGACUCCAUCGAUGGCGCCUCCCCUGACAGUGUAUCGCCAUUACGUGUGCGCGCGCGGGGAGGGGUGGGCUCUCGGGAGGGGUCGACGCCCGACUCGUCGCACCAGAAACUUGUGGACAAAUUGUCGCAAACGAUGGAUAAGACGACAAUUAAAGACAUUCCCGACGCGAACCUACCCAUCGAUCGCGUGUUUAAACUGAAGACUAUAUCCGCCGAAAAGCUCAAUAAUUUGCGCCAAUUCUUCGAGAACCGGGCGAAAGUACCGGUGCGUCGAGCGGUGGACAACUCGUCGCGGUUUAUGUCCGCCAUUAAGAAACUCAAAGACAAGGAGAAGUCGAUACAAACGGCGAGUCCCGCGAAAAGCGACUCAUUUGUGGCCAACAGAAGCGCUGCCGACCAGAGGCCGCCACUGACAGCACCGGCAGUCGCGCCGCAGAUGACAUCCAUUGAUAAUAAAGUGAUAAUAACGCCAACUGUCGUCACGAAGAGUCCCGAGAGGCCGGUGCCGACCAAACCGGUCGAGACGGCGACGACGCCGGCGUUCGCACCGAAAUUGUCGCUUAAUUUGCCAUCACUUUCCUCCCCAUUCGAUCUCAACGCCAAAUCCACGCCUACCGUACCCCUCGUCCCGUCGAAAACUACGGGCGCCGCCAAAUCGGCCGAUGUUUUCCAGUCGUUUGCCUCCAAACCGCUCUCUUUCAGUCUCAGCGCCACUCCCGUCAACACUGCCUUCAAGUCCACUCCCAUAUCGUCUACGCCGGCAAAGCCUACGCCCACCGCUGCCGCCGCACCGGUAGUGCAGAACCUGAUCUCCGCUAAACCGACCGCCGAGUCGGUGCCUAAGAAGCCCGAGAAGUCUGUGCCGGUUCGGGAGGGCUCGCCAUCUAAUGCGAGCAAAAGUGUGAGCUUUGGAAACACAACAAUCAUUAAUCCGUUGGACACGACCCCCGAUGACGAUGACAUCGAAUCGCGCGACCGGUUGGACACUAUCACCGAAUUGUCCGAAACGAACGACUCGUCCGCCACUAACAGCCCCUUCACGGCCUUCAAAGGGUUCGGCGGUACGAACGACUCGUCCGCCAAACUGGCGUUCAAUUUGAGCGGACAGUCGACCACUGGUUUCAGUUUCAAUUCGACGCUCGAGGCCACCAAACAGAGGGACCCGUUGCCGAAGUACGAGGACAUCAGCCCGCCCUCUACUCCACAGCGAACGGCGCCCCAAGAGGUGCCCAAACAGACGCCUACCGUUCCCACCGAUGAUAGUAAUGGUGCGAAACCGGUGUCUAUUCUGAAGGCAUUGAUUUCGGGCCAAUCGAGCGAUGAUAAGGAGAACGCAUCGAAGCCGCAGACGUCGACACCUCUACCAUCGCUGAUCGCUAUUAAUAAAGUGGAUGUCGUGUCGCCCACACCUCUCACCGCUUCCAUCACUACCUCUGCACCGGCAGCCGGUACCCCACAAACAGCAAAGCCCUCAUUGUUGGCUCAACUGAUCACAGGGCCGCCCACUCCUACAUCGGAGCCAUCGACCACAACCUCCCCAUUGGCGGCGCUAUUAGCCGCCAAUCAGCCGACAAACGGAACUACAGCUCAAAAGCCGGACUCCAUUACAUCGCCGCUAGGUUUUGGUCAAACGGCGCCCGCUUUCGGUCAGACGCCGUUUGCCAAUUCGUUCAGCUUUGGCAACACAGCGGCCCCGACCGCCACCUCGGCUACCAGUCCCGCGACGCCAGCCUUUGGUAACAUAUGUAGUCCGACAACAACUGGUGGGGGACUGGCGUUCGGCGGGUCUACGGGUUUCGGUAGUGCGGCAGCCAAUCAAACGCCAGCCACCACUCCCUUCAAUCAGCAACAGCCGGCGCUCAACAACAUGUCGUUCGGGGGGUUAGGCGGACGUCCCAGCGCUGAGAGCGCCUCAAAGAACGCGUUCGGCGGCGCCUUCUCGAGCCCGGCGCUAAACACCGGCUUUGCCGCCAACGCCCAGCCCUCCGGGUUCGCUGGGUUCAAGACGGCGCCCGCCGCCGGAGGGUUUGGCAGCGGAGGGAGCGGUAGUUUUAGCACCGGUUCGGGAGGUGUGGCGCAGACCGGGUUCGCCGCCUUCCAGUCAAGUCCCGGCGCCGUCGCUCAGCAACAGCCGACUCAACCCGUGUUCGGCGGAGCGCCGGCUUUCGGUGGUUCGCCGACGUUUGGGGGUUCGCCACAACAGCCGGCGUUCGGGGGUUCGCCCUCCUUUGGCGGCGCCCCUCAGCAGCCGGCGUUUGGCAGCGCACCGGCCUUUGGCGGGGCGCCGGCGUUCGGGUCCAUGGGCUCCACCGGGUUUGGCGGGCAGUCAGCGUUCGGCGGCAACACUGGGUUUGCCAGCACUGCGGGUGACCUGAGUUUCGGAGCCCUGGCCUCCAGCGCCCAACAACAGGGGUCUCCACAGCAACCGACGGCCACACCGUUUGGCGGCGGCUUCUCGGGGUUCGGCUCGUCGUCCGACGCCUUCUCGUUCACCCAAAGGAGGAAAUGAUUGGAGUUUUGUUUGAAUGCAAAUGUUUUUGUAGUUAUUUUUUAAUGAAUUGAAGUUUUUUUAAAGUAUGCAUCGAUUGCGAGAUAUAUUUUAUGAGAAAUAAUG